Perkinsus marinus ATCC 50983 is the source of this 1140-nucleotide messenger RNA. Its product is annotated as NADPH--cytochrome P450, putative. NCBI's taxonomy places the organism in Eukaryota, Perkinsozoa, Perkinsida, Perkinsidae. The coding region runs from base 1 to 1140 and encodes 379 amino acids. The transcript is spliced from 12 exons. The record is from RefSeq and is a predicted model, not a curated record. Gene Ontology annotation, cellular component: cytosol. Gene Ontology annotation, molecular function: NADPH-hemoprotein reductase activity; flavin adenine dinucleotide binding; FMN binding.
AUGCAGUUUGGGGAGGAGGCGACGGCAGAGCAAAUACCCAAUAAGGUUUGUGAUUUGGCCGAUUUCGACCCAGAAGUAUUCCGAGGCCACAGGAUAGUGGUUCUGAUACUAGCUACUACUGGGGAGGGAGACCCGACUGAUAACGCGGUGAAAUUUGAUAAGUAUAUUAACCAUAAGACUACUCCGAAAGAUGCUUUUUCGGGCCUCCAUUAUUGUAUCUUUGGACUUGGAGAUCUGAACUAUAUACAGUUUAAUGGGAUGGCUCGGCGGAGCGAUGCGGCCAUGCAACGAGUGGGUGCAACUAAAAUGCUGGAGAGAGGCAUUGGUGAUGACUGCCAAGACAUAGAGGAGGACUUCCGGAAGUGGAUCGACACCAGUGGGGUCUUCGAGAAGCUGAAAAAGGUCGCCAAGGACCUCCGCACCGCCGUCCCAUGUGAUGCUUUUCAAGUGGGUGCUGAUGGUGAAGGGAAGGAGGAGGAGGAUAUCGGGUGUAUAUAUGAGGGAUAUCCUAAGCUUGAUCAUCGAACUGAGCUCAUUGAUGGUGACGAUACUCUAUCAAAGGCAAUAUUCAAGUGCAGCAGAUCCAAGGUUGUAUCGUUGACCAAGAUGGGCUCUAGAGCGGUCCAUGUCGAUGUUGAGAUUCCAAAGGGAAUGAAAUACUCUACUGCUGACACCAUCGAAGUCCUCCCGACGAACUCUCGAGAGGAUAUUGAAUACUUUGUGGAAGCCUUCGGGCUAGCUGGCAAGCUCCAUCAUUGGGUCGAUUUCAAGCCUAUUGAUGGGAAAUGCCCUUUCCCUGUCCCAUCAACAAUCGGUCAUGUCCUGCUUUAUUACUUGGACCUACGAUCCCCUCCUAGCCGUCAGAUGAUCUCGGCCUUAGUCGGGUAUGAUCCUGCAUUGAAAGAAGUGGUCGGGCUCCAAAAGCAGAUGCAUUCUCCCAAUGUCCUGCGAUCUUCCGAAGCCGUCCGCACGGCCUUAGUGGAUGCGGUGAACUCUACCGAGCGUCCGGGUGUGGUGAUGAUAUGUGGGCAGACUACCAUGUGCAAGGAGGUUCUGGCUACGAUCCGCGAAGUAGUUGGUAAUGUCUCUAUUGAGAAGCUGCAGAAAGAACAUCGAAUUAUCGUUGAGUUCUUCGGCUAA